UGGACCAUGAGCUCCUGAAGUUGCUGCUGCUCCUGUCUCUCUGAAUGAAGAUUGAGCUUCACCCCAGACUGCAGCUUCCUCCCUCUGUCCAACAUCUGAUUCUAGGAGGGGAGGAUUUGCAGAUGGAGAGCCGAAACCGAACGUCUGACAGAGUAAUUUGGGGCGCGUUUGUCGGAUCGAGUUUGGAAUAUCUGGGAGAGGAACGGAAGAAUCGGCACGCACUCGGUGAGCGUAGGCCAGCGCUCUGACUUUGAAGAAUUGUCAGCGAGGAGAGACUCGGGAUGCGUCCUCGAAGUGAAUAAGCCUCCGGCCUUCCCCUUUGCACCUCUUCCCCUCACCCCCCCACCCCGGCCCAUGGAGAAGCCGUGGAAGUGUGCGGACUGUGGGAAAGGCUUCCUCUCCCCGUCGGCGCUGGAGACUCACCGGCGGGUGCACACCGGGGAGCGGCCGUUCACCUGCCCGGCCUGCGCUAAGGGCUUCGCGCAGCUCUGCAGCCUGCUCUCCCACCAGCGGGUCCACACCGGGGACCGGCCGUACACCUGCCCCGAGUGCGGCAAGGGCUUCACCCACUCCUCCGCCCUGCAGCGGCACCAGCGGCUGCACACCGGGGAGCGGCCCUACUCCUGCCCUGUCUGCGGGAAGGCCUUCUCCCAGUCGUGCAGCCUGCAGAGCCACCAUCGGGUCCACACGGGGGAGCGGCCGUUCUCCUGCUCUGCCUGCGGGAAAGGCUUCACCCACUCCUCCGCCCUGCUGAGGCACCGGCGGGUGCACACAGGCGAGAGGCCCUACUCCUGCCCUGCCUGCGGGAAGGCCUUCAGCCAGCUCUGCAGCCUGCAGACCCACCGGCGGGUGCACACCGGGGAGAGGCCUUUCCCCUGCCCCGAGUGCGGGAAGGCCUUCAGCGACUCCUCCGCCCUGCUGAAGCACCAGCGGAGCCACACCGGCAAGCGGCCCUUCGGCUGCCCCGAGUGCGGGAAGGCCUUCGUUCAGUCCUCCCACCUGCUGAGGCACCAGCGCGUCCACACCGGGGAGAGGCCCUUCGCCUGCCCGGUGUGCAGGAAGGGCUUCACCCGCUCCUCCCACCUGCGGAGGCACCAGCGGGUCCACAGCGGCGAGAGGCCGUUCAGCUGCUCCGUGUGCGGGAAGGGCUUCACUCAGUCAUCCAGCCUGCUGAAACACCAGCGGGUCCACACCGGGGAGAGGCCGUUCAGCUGCUCCGAGUGCGGCAAGGGCUUCACCCAGUCGUCCAACCUGCUGCGGCACCAGCAGGUCCACACCGGGGAGCGGCCCUUCAGCUGCUCCGAGUGCGGCAAGGCCUUCACUCAGGCCUCCAACCUGCUGCGGCACCAGCGCGACCACACCGGGGAGCGGCCCUUCGCCUGCUCCGAGUGCGGCAAGGGCUUCGCUCAGUCAGCUCACCUGCUCAACCACAGGAGGGUGCACACCGGGGAGAGGCCGUUCCGCUGCCCGGCCUGCGGGAAGACCUUCACUCAGGCCUCCAACCUGCUCAUGCACCGGCGGGCUCACACCGGGGAGAGGCCGUUCACCUGCUCCGUCUGCGGGAAGGCCUUCAACGAUUCGUCCACCCUGCUGAGGCACCAGCGGAUUCACACGGGCGAGAAACCGUUCGCCUGCUCUCGGUGCGGGAAAGCCUUCAUUCAUUCGUCCAACCUACUGAGGCACCAGCGAGGGCACAAGUGAAAACUUGGAGGAAGGGGGUGGGCUUGGAUCCUCCUGCCCGAGCUGCCGUGAGUCGCCCCCGGGCCUGAGCCGGGUUCACUCAGACAACGGGGUGGAGUGGGAGAGUUCCUUUCUCCUGAACAGACCACCCCCCCCUUCUCCCACUUGGCUUCCAGCGCGGACGGUGCUCAAGCAAUCGUAGGAUCCCAACAGCGUGGAAGCAGGCCAUUCAGCCCGAUGAGUCCAUGCCGACCUUCCAAAGAGCAUCUCACCUAGACCCAAACCUUCCCCCUCCCCUGAUCCUGUGACGCAGCAUUUCUCACCGCUAACCCGCCCAGCCUACAUGUCCUGGACACGGUGGGAUAAUUUAAAACAGCCAAUCCACCCUAACCUGCACAUCCCAGGGCUCUAUGGCUAAAUUAGCACAGCCCAUCCACCCUAAUCUGCACAUCCCUGGGCACUAUGGGUAAUUUAGCAUGGCCAAUCCACCCUAACCUGCACAUCCCUGGGCACUAUGGGUAAUUUAGCACGGCCAGUCCACAUCGUUAGACUGUCAGAGGAAACCCUCGCAGACACGGGGUGGGGUUGACUGUCUGUAUGGCGUUUGCACUGUCACCCCGAGGGUCGAAUCGAACCCAGGUCCCUGCCGCUGUGAGGCAGCAGCGCUAACCACGGAGCCACCUUUGCGCCCAGGCCUACACAUUUCCACUGAAAUGAUCCCCAGAAGCUGAGGCAGGAGAUUUAUUUAAUCUUGGACGGGGCAUAGCAUUUUCCCAACCUCAGGAAGUGAGACUAAAAUAAAAUGUAUUUGCACAAUUCGCAUCCAAAACAAAUAUGGAUUGGGACAGUCGGGGCUUGGGAUAAAUAAGACUCGGAACUCUCCGCAGGCUGGGAGUGGGGUAAACAGACAGCUGGCAAAUCUUUAAUGUUCACGAGAGUGACCCCAGGAAUGGAAGGCUUAACAUAUGAGAAACAUUUGAGGACUCUGGGACUAUCCACGAUGGGGUUUGGAAAUUUGAGGGCCGAUCUAAUUGAAACCUACAGAAUACUGACCAGCCAGGACAGAGUGGACGCUGGGAAGAUGUUUCCAUUGGGAAGAGAGACAAGGAGCUGAGGGUACAGCCUUACAGUAAAGGGGAAGGGCUUUUAGAACAGAGAGAAGGAGAAACGUCUUCAGCCAGACAGUGGUGAAUCUAUGGAAUUCAUUGCCAUAGACAGCAAUGGAUGCCAGGUCACUGAGGAUAUUUAAGAUUGAGAUGGAUAGGUUCUUGAGUAUCAAGGGGAUCGAGGGUUACAGUGAGAAAGUGAAAGAAUGGGAUUGAGAAACUCAUCAGCCACGAUUGAAUGACGGAGCAGACCCGAUGGGCCGAGUGGCCUAGGUUCCGCUCCUGUGUCCAAUGGUUUUGAUCUGUUCCUCAAAGCUCAGGUACCUGUGCAACUGAGAACUCGGGACGCUCGGUCGAGGAGACAAACCCGCCUCCCGUCCGACCCCAAACAGGAAACUGAAACCCAACUGGAAACUGACAGAAUGAAAUUAAAUGAGUCAGAGAGAGAGAGAGAAAACUGCUCCCUUUCAGGGUGUGGGCUGGAAGAUUCCAAAGGGAAUCCCCUGCACAGGGUCUUUUAUCCUGUUGAUGAGCAAACCUCGAUUCAGACCCCUCCACUGAUUGUCAUGUAAUAAAUUCGCUUUGGGUCAGGCGCGACGUGAUAAAGACAAGGACGUAGCCAGGGUUGGAGGGUUUGAGUUACAGGGAGAGGCUGAAUAGGCUGGGGCUGUUUUAAUAGACUCCCUACAGUGUGGAAACAGGCCCUUUGGUCCAACAAACCGACCCUCCAAAGAGUAACCCACCCCGACCCAAUGCCCCACCCCUAUUACUCUACAUUUACCCCUGAUUAAUGCACCUAACCUAUCCAUCCCUGAACACAAUGGGGCAAUUUAGCACAGCCAACUCUCCCUAACCAGUGCACCUUUGGACUGUGGAAGAAAACCGGAGCACCCGGAGGUAACCCGCGCAGAUGUGAGGAGGCGGGGGUGGGGGACAAUGUGCCUGGAAUUGAACCCGGGUUCCUGGCGCUGAGAGGCAGCAGUGCUAACCACUGAGCCACUGUGUCACUUUCCCUGGAGCGUUGGAGGCUGAGGGGUGACCUUCUAGUGGUUUAUAAAAAUCAUGAGGGUAAUGAAUAAGGUAAAUAGGCAAGGUCUUUUCCCUGGGGGUAGGGGAGUCCAGAACUAGAGGGCAUCGGUUGAGGGUGAGAGGGGAAAGGGACCUAAGGGGCAACUUUUUCACACAGAGGGUGGUACGUGUAUGGAAUAAGCUGCCAGAGGAAGUGGUGGAGGCUGGUACAAUUGCAACAUUUCAGAGGCAUUUGGAUGGGUAUAUGAAUAGGAAGGGUUUGGAGGGAGAUGGGCCGGGUGCUGGCAGGUGGGACUAGAUUGGGUUGGGAUAUCUGGUCGGCAUGGACAGGUUGGACUGAAGGGUCUGUUUCCGUGCUGUCCAUCUCUAUGACUCAAAGUGCAGAAAUCUCUGGAUAGUUAAAUUGAGAAGUUUUAAGUUUGUUGAAGGUGAAAGGUUUCCUGACAAACAUUAAGGCUACGACUUUCCCAGCUCUCUGC
This is a messenger RNA of Hemiscyllium ocellatum (epaulette shark), 4294 nucleotides long. Its product is annotated as zinc finger protein 135-like. Gene Ontology annotation, molecular function: RNA polymerase II cis-regulatory region sequence-specific DNA binding; DNA-binding transcription activator activity, RNA polymerase II-specific. NCBI's taxonomy places the organism in Eukaryota, Metazoa, Chordata, Chondrichthyes, Orectolobiformes, Hemiscylliidae. The record is from RefSeq and is a predicted model, not a curated record. Bases 355 to 1701 code for a protein of 448 amino acids. The transcript has 3 exons. Gene Ontology annotation, biological process: regulation of transcription by RNA polymerase II. Gene Ontology annotation, cellular component: nucleus.